ACACCAAUAUCCCUCAGAUGUUCUACCUCGUCGGUCUCGGCCUUUGCGAUGAGAAAGACAUCACUGUGCGCGGCUUGGAAGUCGUGAAGCGGUCAUCCAGGGUAUACCUGGAAGCGUAUACAAGUAUCCUGAUGGUACAGAAAGAAAGGCUUGAAGCAUUCUAUGGGAAGGAGUUGAUCCUCGCUGAUCGGGAUAUGGUCGAGACGGAAAGUGACAAGAUCCUGCGAGAUGCGGACAAGGAAGAUGUAGCGCUUCUCGUGGUCGGGGACCCGUUUGGAGCAACCACACACACCGACAUCAUUCUUCGCGCUCGCUCUCUCAACAUCCCAACGCGCGUGAUACACAAUGCGUCUAUCAUCAAUGCCGUUGGCGCAUGCGGGCUGCAGCUGUACAAUUUUGGCCAGACCGUUUCUCUGGUGUUCUUCACGGAGACAUGGAAGCCUGACAGCUUCUAUGAUCGGGUCAAGGAGAACAUGGAGCACGGGUUGCACACGCUCAUGUUGCUUGAUAUCAAAGUCAAGGAACAAAGUGAAGAAAAUCUAGCCAGAGGAAAGAAAAUAUACGAGCCUCCACGCUACAUGUCUAUCACGCAAGCUGUCUCUCAGCUGGCAGAGAUCGAGGCCGCUCGCCAAGAGGGCAUCCUCCGCCUCGACGCCACGCUCGCAAUCGCUCUUUCCAGAGUUGGCGGAGAAGACGAGCAGCGGAUUGUCUGCGGGACACUAGCGGAGCUUCUCGACCAACCGCCGGAGGUAUUUGGAGAGCCCCUACAUAGCUUGGUUAUCGUCGGCAAGCGCCUGCACCCACUCGAAGUGCAGUACGCAGGUGCAUAUGCGGUCGACCCGAAGAGUUGGCGGGACGUUGCGAGGCAUGUGUAUAAAUGUCCUUACCCUGGUCAUCGUCGACGAAAGCACUCACCGUCUUGAAACGAACACGCAGUUGACGGGCGAAGAGCUAGCGGACUGAUGUCAAGCAUGUAUGUACGGAUGUACCACCAGUACUGAAUUAAGAGUCCACAAGUCGGUUGUGGCGGGG
This is a messenger RNA of Laetiporus sulphureus 93-53, 1032 nucleotides long. Its product is annotated as Diphthine synthase. The coding region runs from base 18 to 923 and encodes 301 amino acids. The transcript is spliced from 5 exons. The record is from RefSeq and is a predicted model, not a curated record. Gene Ontology annotation, molecular function: diphthine synthase activity. Gene Ontology annotation, biological process: protein histidyl modification to diphthamide. NCBI's taxonomy places the organism in Eukaryota, Fungi, Basidiomycota, Agaricomycetes, Polyporales, Laetiporaceae.